Blastocystis hominis is the source of this 374-nucleotide messenger RNA. RefSeq names its product Ribosomal protein S26e. Gene Ontology annotation, biological process: translation. NCBI's taxonomy places the organism in Eukaryota, Bigyra, Opalinata, Blastocystidae. Gene Ontology annotation, cellular component: cytosolic small ribosomal subunit; ribosome. The record is from RefSeq and is a predicted model, not a curated record. The coding region runs from base 23 to 346 and encodes 107 amino acids. Gene Ontology annotation, molecular function: structural constituent of ribosome; mRNA binding. The transcript is spliced from 5 exons.
CGUAUUACACUAGUCUUAUACAAUGCCUUUCAAGAGAAGAAAUCACGGACGUUCUAAGAAAGGAAGAGGUCAUGUAAAACCUGUUCGAUGCACUCACUGUGGUCGUUGUGUUGGAAAAGAUAAGGCCGUAAAACGUUUCCAGGUCCGAAAUAUUGUGGAUGCGUCUUCGCAGAGAGAUAUUCGCGACGCCUCGGUUUAUGAACAAUAUACGCUUCCUAAGCUUUACAUUAAGCAGCAGUACUGUGUGUCCUGUGCUGUACACGGUCGUAUUGUGCGUGCUCGUAAGGUUGAGGACCGUCGCAUUCGCGAGUACGUGCGUCCUCAGUUUAAGGGAGAGCGGAAUUAGGCUGUUUAUUGGAUUAGUGAAUAGGAUG